This is a messenger RNA of Morone saxatilis (striped sea-bass), 2164 nucleotides long. RefSeq names its product core 1 synthase, glycoprotein-N-acetylgalactosamine 3-beta-galactosyltransferase, 1a (gene c1galt1la). NCBI's taxonomy places the organism in Eukaryota, Metazoa, Chordata, Actinopteri, Moronidae. Gene Ontology annotation, molecular function: N-acetylgalactosaminide beta-1,3-galactosyltransferase activity. The coding region runs from base 32 to 1258 and encodes 408 amino acids. The transcript is spliced from 3 exons. Gene Ontology annotation, cellular component: membrane. The record is from RefSeq and is a predicted model, not a curated record.
UGGAUAUCACUGUGCUGGAGACGGUGUCGCCAUGAAGAGCUCCACCUCCAGAUGGGCCUUCUCCCUGGGCUUCUUGGUGGGGGCCUGUAGCAUCUACUUCUUCCUGCGCCAGGUGUGGUUUGAGAGGAGCUACCCCGUGCUGUCAGAGGCUCAGGAAAAAGCCACAGCGGUGGAGGAGGUCCCGACCAGCUGGAAGAAAGAGGGAGCUGCUCUCAUCAACCUGCUCCACCCUCACCAUGCAGAUGAGGACAGUCGGGUGGCAGAUGUGUUGUACCAGAAGGUACGUGUUCUCUGUUGGGUGAUGACAGGGCCAUAUAACUUGCAGAGCAGAGCCCGCCAUGUCAGGGCCACUUGGAGUCGUCACUGCAACGUGGUGGUGUUCAUGAGCUCCGUGGAGGACCCAGACUUCCCCACUGUGGGCCUGGGCACUAAGGAGGGCCGUGACCAGCUCUACUGGAAGACCAUUCGAGCCUUCCAUUAUGUCUACGAGCACCAUGCAAAUGAAGCGGAUUGGUUCUUAAAAGCAGACGACGACACCUACGUGGUGGUGGACAACCUGCGCUGGAUUCUGUCCAACCACACCCCUGAAGAGCCCAUCUACUUUGGCAAACGCUUCAAGCCUUACACCAAGCAAGGCUACAUGAGUGGAGGGGCAGGCUAUGUGCUUAGCAAAGAGGCCCUCAAAAGAUUUGUGGAAGGCUUUCGGACCAAAGUUUGCACACACACCACCCCUGUAGAGGACUUAGCACUGGGGCAGUGUUUGGAGAAGAUGGGUGUUGUGGCGGGGGACUCUAGAGAUACUUUGCAUCGAGAAACCUUCCACCCAUUUGUGCCAGAGCACCAUCUAACUGGCAAGUUCUCCAAGAGCUUCUGGUACUGGAGCUAUUGUUACUACCCUAUUGUUGAGGGUCCACAGUGCUGCUCUGACCUGGCAGUAUCUUUCCAUUAUGUAGAAGCAGAGCUGAUGUACACACUGGAGUACUACACCUAUCACCUGAGAGCGUAUGGCUACAGGCCACGCUACCGGCCCCGCUUGCGCCAGAGUCUGAGCCUCGGCCCACUCUCUCAGACAGUCGUGACGGCGAAGUUUAAAGGGGUGCAAGAGGUGACAGAUGGAAGGAUUCACACAACUUCAGCCUUCUUUGUUAGUGGAAACCAAACUAAAGCAGAGACGGAGUCAGAGAAAGGGGGGAAAGACGAUCUAAACUCUGGUGUCACUGAGAACAGGACUGCAGUUACACAAGGCAGGCACCGCUGAUUCUGUGUUUUAGCUGGUUUUGUCUGUGCAUGACUAUGCCAGAGAGCUGUAUUAACCAGUAUGUUGGCCUACUAAUGUUUUUCUUCUGACAGGGCUUCCUUAAUCUGAUCACAGUAUAUUCUAGUCAGUAUGACAAUGUAAGAGCUCAGUGUGAGUGGGUAAAAUCUCAAUAAUUCAGUGGCAGCUCUUUAUGGUUAUCUUUUAACCACGAUAAGCAAUUAGUUUAGAUUAUUUACAUUGAACAUAAUCAUUUAAAGCAGCAUUUUAAUGUCACAGUCACAUAUGUAUGCUUGGAAUGAUGCAAGAGGCACAUAGAAUAUAAUUUUAAUGUGUUUUACAAGUACUUGAUCGAAGCCAAUAAUACAGUAGCAGAUGUAUUGAAAGAUUUUUUUAACAUUUUUAAUUCUGUUUUUAUUUUUCUUGAAAUGGAGAGCAGCAACACAUGACAGUGUUUGUCACAACUUAAGCUUCUUUUAUUUAUGGCCUCUUUGCUUUUCUGGUGUUAAAUCUGAUUUUGAUGGUUUUUCUUUUCUGUUCCAUUUUAAUUAUUUAAAAAAAAAUUGGCUUUCUGAAACAAAAUGCAAAAUGACUUUGGAAUUACUUUUUUGUUUUUUUUAAUUUCCCUUUGAAUCCUUUGCAUUUAAAUAGUUAAUGCAGACUCUAAAUCCACAGCCAGCAGUGAUAUGAUUUUCGUUUCUGUAAGAAAAGAAACAACUGUGCUGUGAAAAUGUAUUUUCUUUUUACCUUUUGAUUGAUGUUAGAUGCUCUGAGAAGUGCGUACUUGAAACCCCCUGUGCUUCUGUGUGAGAUCGCUGUAGCUUUUGAUGAACACAGUAUUAUACAAAACUCCAAUGAAUCCCUCUUGCCAAGUCAUUUUAUGUAAUGUAAAGUAAACAGUAAACAUUA